AGAUUAUGUCACUUGUCGUGGUGCUACAGGUUGGGGCAGUUAUACAGGCUACAGGGCUUAUAAUUCUAGAGGCAGCGGUGGAAUACCUUGGAGAACAGCACUUUUGACGGGAGCGUUAUUCGGCUCAACAAGAUACAUGUCAAGACGACGCUACAUUGACAAUCCUGACAGAGAGCCUGUAAUAUGUGUAAACUAUGACAACCAGAUUAACGCUACAGCCGGUGUAAUAGUGAACGCUACAACAAAUGCUACUACUAAUGCUACGUAUGUCAUGGGGAGGUUUAUAUGUCCAAUGUGGAACCAAAAUGAGAACAUGCAAUGUUGCUGUGGCCCAACAAAUAAAGAGUAUUGUUGCGAAUGUACCAUGUCUAUAGGGGCUAUUGUCGGAAUCGCAACAGGGGGUGCCCUAGGUCUAAUCAUUUUGGUGUCCAUCGCUAUACGUAGCUUUUGUUAUUCUGACCUUCAGAAAGGCCGUUGUCGGAAGAAAAAAACUGGAUGCGCAAAAGAUGAUGUUGUGGGCGUUGCAAAGACCUUCCCUGAUGGCUACCAGACAACCUAUGGCAACACUCCUGCAAUCGGUGAUAAACAAGCUAAAGAUGACUUAAAUAAGCAACCAUGGCCGGGGCCAGAAGAAGGAUACUGGAAGUUGGAUUGAUAGUAUGGCUUUGAUUCGGUUUGGAGGUCAUUACGUUUUAUCAAUGGACAGUACAAUCACAACUCCACACCGAUGUUGUUACUUCGUGAGACAUCUAUUAACUGAAUUUGGAAAAUUAAUUUAUAUUAAAACUAUGUUAGCAAACCUUGAGGGAGUAUAAGGAUCAGACUUGUUUGUGAACGUCAUAAACAGAUGUGAUUCGAAAAUUCUUGGCAUUAAGGACCUUCCUAAGUUGUAAAAUUCACAGCAAUGUAUAAAUGCCAUUUAUGGAACAACUUUGACUCUAGAGUGGGUAGGACGGACAGUCCAUUUUGAUAUUGUUUUCGUAUUCCUAUUAUAUUUUUAUAUAUAUAUAUAGCAUGCGGGGACUUAGCCAAAAUAUUUUUUCAAGCAAGAGAGAGAUAGAAUAUCUCAUAUUUUUUAUAUUUACCGAGCGUGUACUUUGAGAAUACUUAACCAUUUUUACUCCAAUGUGUACUAAAUUGCAAAUGCAGGACGUGAAAGUGUCGAUGUUAUUGUAAAAAACUAGAAGAACUUAUUCAUGUAAUCAUGAUCUAUUACA
This is a messenger RNA of Owenia fusiformis, 1217 nucleotides long. The record is from the annotation of a GenBank genome assembly. NCBI's taxonomy places the organism in Eukaryota, Metazoa, Annelida, Polychaeta, Sabellida, Oweniidae.